Messenger RNA from Miscanthus lutarioriparius, 738 nucleotides. NCBI's taxonomy places the organism in Eukaryota, Viridiplantae, Streptophyta, Magnoliopsida, Poales, Poaceae. The record is from the annotation of a GenBank genome assembly.
AUGCGCGACCCGGUCACGCUCGCCACCGGCAUCACCUACGACCGCGCCAGCAUCGAGCGCUGGCUCUUCACCGACGGCCACGCCACCUGCCCCGUCACGCGCCGCGCGCUGGCGCCCGCCGAGAUGGACGCCACGCCCAACCACACGCUGCGCCGCCUCAUCCAGGCCUGCGGCCAGCAAGACGCCGCCGACGACGACUUCGUGCUGGAUUCUCCGACCUCCACGAGCUCGCCGGCGGAGGACGCGCUCGGCGUCCUCUACUCGCUCCAGCCCUCUGAGCGGAGCCUUGCCCAGAUCAUGGAACGGGACGGAGACUUCCUCGACGCGCUGGCGUCCGUCCUUCGCCGCCCGAGCUACAGGUCGCGCGCCUACGGCAUCCUUCUCCUCAAGGCGAUGACGGCGGUCUUGACGCCGGCGCGGCUCAUGACGGUGAGCGCCAGCCUGGUGCAGGAGGUGGUGCGCGUGGUCUCGGACCGGGUGUCCUCCAAGGCUGUCCGGGCGGCGCUGCGCGUGCUGUGCCGCCUCUGCCCGUGGGGCCGGAACCGCGUGAAGGCCGUCGAGGCCGGCGCCGUGGCCGCGCUGGUCGACCUGCUCCUCGACGAGGGCGGCGGCCGCGUCUCCGACCUAGCCGUCGUGGCCAUCGACCACCUCUGCGGCUGCGCGGAGGGCGGUCGGAGCUUGUCGCGCACUCGGCGGGGCUGGCCGUCGUGUCCAAGAAGGUCAUGCGGGUGUCCGUAG